AUGCCAGCGUCAUGCGCCCAUGAUCAAUCAUCCCGCCGAGUUGAUGAGCUUGGUCUCCUCCCCCUAUCCCUCCAUGCGAUGGUCUAUGGAUGCCAUAUGUCCCCUCGAGCAAUCGGGAAGACGACGCGUAAAACAUCUACUGGUCAUAUCAGUCAGUCAAUUACCGGGGAUCACGUGAAAGAUUUCCUCUGGAAACACGUGGUAUGCCGUCACGGUAUCCCUUAUGAGAUCGUAACCGACAACGGGACUAACUUAAUGUCAUCUGUAGUGCAAAAGCUUUGCGAUGACUGGGGUAUCCGGCUUACCCCGUCUACACCCCAAUACCCUCAGGGAAACGGGCAAGCCGAGGCGGCAAAUAAGCUGAUCCUACAUGGUCUUAAGCGACAGCUAGGCGCUGCGAAGUCUGGCUGGGACGCUCAGCUUCCCGGAGUGCUGUGGGCCACCAAACUACCCCUCGAGGUAGUACAUGCUAUAAACGACGAGGCGUUGCUCGAUAACCUCACCAUUAUUGACGAAAAAAGAGAGCAGGCCCUAGUGCGAGCCCAAAACUAUCAUAACUCUAUAGCCCGGUUUUAUAACUCAAAAGUCCGACUCUGGAACUUCAUAAUCGGAGAGCGCGUACUCCGUAAAGUCUUCGAUCACAAGAAGGAGAAAAACGCCGGGAAGAUGGGCACGAAGUGGGAAGGUGCGUACAGGAUCACUGAGAUCGUUCGCAACGGCGUAUACCACCUGGUUGAUGAAAGUAACGGAAAGGCCGAGCCCCGACCUUGGAAUAUCAUGAAUUUAAAGAAGUACUUCUAG
Molecule: messenger RNA, 801 nt
Organism: Camelina sativa (false flax)
Lineage: Eukaryota; Viridiplantae; Streptophyta; Magnoliopsida; Brassicales; Brassicaceae
Source: RefSeq, a predicted model, not a curated record